AUGUCAGCGAGCACUCACGAUGAGGAACGCCACCAGGGAUGGAGAAGGAACCGAGCUUCGAUCUCAGGAGAUGAUAGAGGUGAUGAAAGAACGAGGAACCGUCUUCCUUCCCCGACCAAUUUGCUUGAAUCCUCGACGAGGCAAAACCUACGCACUGGGCCACAAUCUCCAAGCCAAGUCAAUCGAGCCCGCAACUAUCUCGGUCCGACUUGUCCUUCCUAUAACAAGCUCGAUCCACUUACAUCAAAUCAGAUGUCCUCACGCGCACUCUUGAGUAAAUUCUUAUCUCAACCAGACGACGAUGGCCGGUCAGGAACAUGGUCAGAUAGAUAUGGAUCCACAGCAGAGAGUAGUCGAUCGGGUUCUCAUCCCAGCUUCCAGGACAGUUCCCAGUUCCAGCGCCCGGGUAGCUCGAGCUGGGGCAGUAGAGAUAUCGGGGAACGAAGGCAUCUUGCGCAAGGCUCGCAUGAACAAGAAAGGGGGCGCGAUGAAGUGCACGGCUCUAGUAAUGCUCCAGAACCCAACAUGAGUCGAUUGCAAUACUCAGACAUACAUUCACACGAUGCAGGAAAUAAUCAAGCGUCGACGUCACAGGGGACAUCAGCUCGCGCGGUCGAUAUACAACCGAUCAGGCUGGUUAAUCGAUAUGGCGAAGAAGAAUUUAGGUAA
This is a messenger RNA of Melampsora larici-populina 98AG31, 669 nucleotides long. RefSeq lists its product as uncharacterized. Bases 1 to 669 code for a protein of 222 amino acids. The transcript is spliced from 4 exons. NCBI's taxonomy places the organism in Eukaryota, Fungi, Basidiomycota, Pucciniomycetes, Pucciniales, Melampsoraceae. The record is from RefSeq and is a predicted model, not a curated record.